Mugil cephalus (flathead mullet) is the source of this 3031-nucleotide messenger RNA. RefSeq names its product angiotensin II receptor-associated protein. The record is from RefSeq and is a predicted model, not a curated record. The transcript has 5 exons. The coding region runs from base 164 to 658 and encodes 164 amino acids. Gene Ontology annotation, cellular component: plasma membrane. Gene Ontology annotation, biological process: angiotensin-activated signaling pathway; regulation of blood pressure. NCBI's taxonomy places the organism in Eukaryota, Metazoa, Chordata, Actinopteri, Mugiliformes, Mugilidae.
CAUGGCUUGUGUUUGCAGGUUGAGCUGAAGGGAGGAGGGGUUUUUCGCGAAGAGAAGUUUGUGUAAGAGAAAAGCUGCCGCAUUUUCUUCAUGUAGUCCUUCAACAAGUUGAGACACUGAACCGGAUCAAGGAAGAGCUGCGCGGUCACAGACACAGACCAGUAUGGAAAUCCCUGCCAUAAAUCUAAAGGCCAUAAUACUGGUGCACUGGCUGCUUACAGUAUGGGGAUGCAUGAUCCUGAUGCCCCAGUCCUUUGCGUGGGGGAACUUUACUGUUUUAGCCAUUGGAGUCUGGGCCAUCGCACAGAGGGACUCCAUAGAUGCUGUGCUCAUGUUUCUGAUGGGGAUGAGUCUGACAAUAUUGACCGACAUCAUCCACUUUGGGAUCUUCUUCUCACUGAACGACAUUUCCGCUCCCACGUCUCGCUUCAGUGAGGGAAUGGCCAUCCUCAACCUGCUGCUUAAGCCCGCCACCUGCUUCUUCGUCUACCAGAUGUACCGCGAACGAGGAGGAGAAUACAACGUCAACUUCGGUUUCCCUUCUGUAUCGCGAAACAGAGACGCCUAUCAGUCCAUUGACCAUCAUGAAGAGUCUUCCGGCGCAGCAAAUCCCUUCAACCAGCCCCAAGACGGCAAACCAGGUGUCCGCACAUACUGAGCGAAGCAGGCGUUGAACAACGGACCGUUUUCCUCCCACGUUUUUAUGCAGUAGUAUAGUGCCUGGGGACAAAUUUGUGUUGUCCCCCGCGUUUUGUAUUACUGGUACUCUGCAGAGUCCAGGAAUUAAAUCUAAUUUUUAUUUUGGUAAAUGAUUAUUUGUUUGGGUUUUAAAGCAAAAUGUGGCAUAAUUAAAUCCAUAUUUUGUUCAAAUGUUGUUUUGCUGAGCUGGCACAUAACUGAAUAAACACAGAGGAAAGCGGUAUACCCACUCUCAUGCUGUGUCACCGCUAAUACCAUGUACUAUUUUUUGUAGACAGAUGUUGAAUUACAUUGUUUUACUCCAUACCCAGUGAGUCACUGUUACAAACUCUAAAGUCAUUAGGAGUUUACUAUCUCACUUUGUGUUUUGUAAAUUAUUACAUUCCCCUUGUAUGCAGUAUGUGGUGAAUCUAAUGACUCUUUUGCAAUUAUUUGGUUACAGCGGAAAAUAUUGGACUGUUUGGAACAAAUGAACCUAAUGUACAGUGUUGUGCCUUGGAAGUUGUCUUAUGCCUUUGUACUUUUUUAUGUGAGUUGUGAAAUCCUUCACCUGAGUUGAGGGGCGUGAGGAUGAAAUGAUGGCCUUUCUGCUCAUAACUGAGGAAAAGUUACUGUUUUUCCUUCGUGCAGUCCAGCACAAAGAAGCCAAUAAUUGGUCAAGUCCAUAUUAAAGGACCAGUGUGUAGAAUGUAGUGACAUCUAGUGGUGAGGUUUCAAAUUGCAACGAACAAAAUGCCUUUUCCUUGUUGGAAAAUUAAUCGUACUGUGGUCACCAUUUCAACAACAAUCGUAAAAGGCUCAGUCAGUGGCUACGUUUGCAAUGACAAUAUUUUGUCAGUUUCAAUCAUUCUGAUCAAGUUUUUCAAGACAAGACCACAUUUAAGAUAUUGCUAUAAACAUCGAUUCCGGCUUGUUCAACUUUCAAACACUGUUUUACUACCUCCAUGAAAAUGUCCUUCUGAGCAGAGCAGUCUGUUACAACUGAGAUGAUAACACGAGACACUUAUGUGAGAGUGGAUUAUUGUUACAAUUAUUAGCGGAAUGCUAGUGUCCAUUUAAGUGAAGGGUGUUUGGUCUGUCUGUUACGGGCUAUGUAGAAACGUGCCAAUAUCUAAGCUAACAACACAAGAUCACAAUGAUUUAUACUAUAGGUACAAGUGCUGAUAUGCUAAUGAACACAACAUACUUAUGAAUACCAUGUUCUGUUUCUGCAAAUAUAUCCCCCUAAAUCUUACACACUGGACUUUUAAGACUUGUCUUAUCACAAGACAAAGACUGAUUUGUGUAACAAUCAUGAUUCAUGAUUGCGAUAUUGUCUCAUGUGAAGGCCUUAGAGACUGUUGUAAACGUGUAUAAUAACGAAAGUACAACGUGUUUUCAUUGUAACCUCAAUAGAUUACAGACCACGUACUGUGUAGCCUGUGAUACCUGUUGAACUGUAAGAAUAGGCCCCUGCUGUGUAAGGACAGUAGCUAUGACCGUUUUGUCACGUCGCAAAUGCUAAAUGAAGAGUUUGAAACCUAAAGGCGUUCACGCUGUCAUUAGUGCUCAGCGAAAAAUUCUAAAAUCGUUCGCUGAGCAUUUCAUGAAGUGUGCACUCUCAGUUUUAGUGUGCAGUCAGGGCACGAGGAAAGUCUGGUUGCGGUCUUCUGUCAGAAGUUUCAUCACUUAGAUUUUUUUUUUUACCGUCAGUUCUCUUUUGAAAGUGUUACAAGUUCCUGUUUUGAAAUUCUGACGAUCCAUUGGACAGAAUGGAGAUGUGGUCACUAUUUUUGCUGGUCAAAUCAUGGAGACAAUCCUCCCCGUAUGACGCAAACAGAUCCUUAUUUGAUUGCAUGCCGGUUAUACCCGAACUGAAUGUAUGAACAGAGCUGGCCUACACAGUGAUCCUGUAUGAACUCCAUACCCAGUCGCUCCAGUGUGAAUGUACACCAUCGUUAUGUGCAGCUGCAGUUUUAUGCACUGUUUAUGCAACAUGUUAACGUCUGGUGUGAAUAGAAGUUUGUGAUUCAAUAAAGACUUGCGUACAGUUCAUUAUUACAUUCAUAAACAUUCACUUUUUUUGCUUACUUUCAUAUGCACCAUAAAUACUGAACACUGAAAGCAGCUAUUACAAAAAAUCAUUUAAACCAUAACUUUACUCUUAAAAUCUGGUUUUAGCCAUUUUAUUGUAACAGCAGCUUAAACUUUGGUCCAGACAAUGUCCUUAUAACAUUUGCUCCAUUUUCUUUGGGUUUUCCAACAUGAGAGUGUUUGCUCUUUCGUUUAAAGUUUCAUUUCAUUUUUUUUGUGUUUUUUAUCGUUGAGAAUAAAGAAUAACGAUGAACCGUGA